Racocetra persica is the source of this 1464-nucleotide messenger RNA. The record is from the annotation of a GenBank genome assembly. NCBI's taxonomy places the organism in Eukaryota, Fungi, Glomeromycota, Glomeromycetes, Diversisporales, Gigasporaceae.
AUGUCCCCACAUUUUUCUCGACUCCAUUCCGAAACCCCUGUGACACUCCCUGACGCCCGUACCAUUUUUAAAGUUACCACUCCUAACGUCAAAUACGCUGAUACACAUAUUAUUUCUGAUUAUGUGUAUCAUAAUGCAAUCGUAUCUAAGAGUAAUGAGGGCACCUUUGAAGUUUUGCCCACUGAAACCAAAUACCAGUUUAAGACUGAAUUGAAAGUCCCAAAAGUUGGAUUGAUGAUGGUUGGCUGGGGCGGUAAUAAUGGUUCUACCUUGACCGCUAGUAUUGUUGCUAACCGUAAGAACAUCUCUUGGCGUACCAAGGAAGGAAUUAAAUCUCCAAAUUAUUUUGGAUCUGUUGUUCAAGCUUCAACACUCAAACUCGGUGUUGAUGCUAAAGGAAAUGAUGUUUACAUUCCCUUUAACCAAAUUUUGCCCAUGGUUCAUCCCAAUGAUCUGGUCCUUGGUGGUUGGGAUAUUAACUCUUUUAAUCUUGCUCAAGCUAUGGAGCGUGCUCAAGUUCUUGACUAUGAUCUCCAACGUCAAGUUGCUCCAAUGCUUCAAGAUUUGACUCCUCUUCCUUCCAUUUAUUACCCUGAUUUUAUUGCUGCUAAUCAACGUGAUCGAGCAGAUAAUCUUAUCCCUGGUGAUAAUAAGAAAAAUCACUUGGAACACAUUCGUGAUGAUAUCCGCCAGUUUAAAGCUGCUAAUCAGCUCGAUAAAGUGAUCGUCGUCUGGACUGCUAACACUGAACGAUAUUCCGAAAUUAUUCCAGGUGUUAAUGAUACCGCUGAUAAUAUUCUCAAAGCUGUUGAACAAAAUCAUCCAGAAAUUGCUCCUUCCACUAUUUUUGCAUUAGCUUGUAUUCUUGAAAAAACCCCGUUCAUUAAUGGUUCGCCCCAAAAUACUUUUGUUCCUGGCUGUAUCGAACUUGCUGAACGUGAACACGUUUACAUUGGUGGUGAUGAUUUUAAGUCUGGUCAGACAAAGGUUAAAUCCGUAUUGGUGGACUUUUUGGUUAGCGCUGGCAUUAAACCAAUUGGUAUUACCUCUUAUAACCAUCUUGGUAACAAUGAUGUUGUCGUUAUUAAAUAUGUACCUGCAGUAGGGGAUUCUAAGCGUGCCUUGGAUGAAUAUGUUUCGGAAAUAUUCAUGGGUGGUAAGAAUACUAUUUCGUUGUAUAAUACGUGUGAGGAUUCUCUUUUGGCCUCACCCCUUAUCUUGGAUUUGGCUAUCAUUACCGAAUUGAUGACUCGUAUUGAGUAUCGUGCUGAAGGAAUGGCAGAAUUCGUACCUUUUGAUUCUGUUUUGUCUAUUUUAAGUUUCAUGUUGAAAGCUCCAUUGGUUCCACUUGGCACUCCUGUUGUUAAUGCAUUAAGCAAGCAACGUAUGGCAAUGGAAAACUUUUUCCGUGCUUGUGUUGGAUUGGCUCCUCAAAACGAAAUGCUUUUAGAACAUAAAGCACCA